Molecule: messenger RNA, 1311 nt
Organism: Monoraphidium neglectum
Lineage: Eukaryota; Viridiplantae; Chlorophyta; Chlorophyceae; Sphaeropleales; Selenastraceae
Exons: 10
Coding region: 1-1311 (436 amino acids)
Source: RefSeq, a predicted model, not a curated record
AUGCUCAAACACACAGUCUCUACACACCUAUGCGCACGCGCCCGACCGCACGCGCGUCUGCAGGAGGCGCUGCGCGACCCUGCAGUGGCGCGUGUCAGCAUCCUGGAGGACCUGCGGCUGGCCUUCGCGGGGUGGGGCCAGAGCGGGGGCGACCCCUGGCUGACCGUGAGGCGGGACGUCGUAGUCGCGGGCGCCGCGGCCGCUGGCGGAGCCGCUGGUCCCGGCGCGGGCGGCGGGCGACCGCCGUCCGUUGACUUUGACUUUCUGCGGUCCAUCGUCCUGAUCGGCGCGAACCGCAGUGUGACCCUCAGGGGGCUCGAGGUGCUGCACUCCUACAAGGACUCCUCCAUCGCGGUAUCACCCUUUGUCGGCGCAGCCAACAGCACCCUGAUCCUGGAUGACGUCAUCCGGCGGCGCCCCAUAUGUUCAGAGCCCCUGCACACGCUCCAGCGCUACGAGGCGCUGCCGCGGCCCCCUGGCUACCCGGGGCAGCAGACCAUCAGCUUCAGGAACGACUACUGCAGCACAGACAGGUGCUUCCCCGGGCCGUCCCUGCACUACGACGACGUCGCGGUGGCUGUGGCCACCCCUGCGAACGAGCUCACCAGCGCACAGCUGGCUGGCUACACCCUGGUGCUGCGCAAUGUCACGCGUCUGUGCCUGUCCUACGUGACUCCUGAGUGUGUCCAACAGCAGGGGGAUGACGAGUGCCUCGCACAGGGGCUGGAGGACUACAUAGCCGCACUCAGGUCAAACGAAAGCAAGCAGGGCCCCAACGGCCGCGGCGGCGCGAUCGCCGGCGCCGUCGCUGGCUCUGUGGGCGGCGCGCUGCUAGUCGCGCUUGCGGGGCUGCUGCUCGCCCGCCGGCGGCGGCGUCGCCGCCGUGAGAAACGCCGUGCGAACGGGCCCAAGUGGGGCAGCCUGCAGGACAGCGCGGGGGCUGUGUACGACUGGGUGACGCACCAGGUGGCGGGGGAGGAGGAGCAGCAGGGGCCGCUGCCAGACAAGGUGCAGCUCGGGGUGCUGCUGGGCACAGGCGCGUUCGGACGGCGCCGCCCGCGCCUCCGUUGCUCUCGCCCGCUGCUUCUGCCCUGCGUCGCCGCGGCUGCGAACGGCCCUACCCUGGUGUUCGGCGGCGGGCCGAGGGAGGGCGGCAUGGAUGUGGCCGUCAAGGUGCUGCAGCACGACCAGCGCAGCAGCGCGGAGCGCAUUCAGAACGAGGCUGCCGCGCCGCUGCUGCCGCUCCGUGUUCACACAUACACUUUCGCAACCGGCCCCAACCACUUCGCCAUGCCGCGUCCCAGGGCGUGA